Messenger RNA from Brenthis ino (lesser marbled fritillary), 909 nucleotides. The record is from the annotation of a GenBank genome assembly. Lineage: Eukaryota; Metazoa; Arthropoda; Insecta; Lepidoptera; Nymphalidae.
AUGGUUGAACACACACUCGUCGAUUGCUCUCAGGCGGGUGCCAUGCAAACUCUAACGCCUCAACCACAUCGCGAUGCUGAUGAUGAUCAGCUUGCGGACGAGUAUGUUCAAAAUUUUGAAUUAGACCAUUUAGAAGAUCAUCAACUCGUUAAACGUGAACCACUGAGGGCAGGCUGGCAUGACAUUGUCGAAACAUUACCAGCUUGCGCUCGCGCUUGUCGACAAUGGCCUGACGCAGGGCCCUAUCCACAGCCGCAUGUAGCUAUUGCCGUAGACCCCAGCACGCCACCGGAAACUCCUCCCGCUCCCGUCGGGCGCAGUCCCUGCCGUGCUCCACCAGUGGAUGACGUAUUAUGGCUUCCUCACAUGCGUGAACCUCUCGACAUGCGUACAGUUCCCUGCGGUAGUUUUGAGGAAUGGGAUCGUCGGGAGUGGAGAGAACAGGAUCAUCAUUUGCAGCAAGUAGGGUUACGUCCGGGUAGUUCUUGCUCCGCUGUAUCACCACGUACAGGUCAACAUCAGUCCUAUCAGCCGUCGUCAUGUGGAGAUGAUUUAAUAAGUGAUGAUUUACUUAUGACAUUAAGUGUUCGCGAGCUAAAUAAGAGAUUACAUGGAUUUCCCCGAGAGGACGUGACACGAUUGAAACAGAAGCGUCGGACAUUGAAGAAUCGCGGCUAUGCACAAAACUGUCGUAGCAAAAGGCUUCAACAGCGACAAGAAUUGGAGAUGGCAAAUCGUUCUUUGCAGAACGAGUUACACCUCCUGCAGUUGCAAGUGGCGCGAGUGACACACGAGCGGGACGUGCUGAAGCAGCGGCUGGCACUCGUGGGGCGUGAGCACGCGGUGCCCCAGCACGCCGGGCACGCGCCGCCCACGCCGCACUCCUCGCCGGAGUUCUUCUCCGAGCUG